AUGGAGUUGGGAGACAAUAAAGAUGCCAUAGAUAGUUAUGAGGAUGAGAGAGAUAUACUGGAUGGGUCGGAUGGCCCAAAGGUCAAGAAAACAAGACGAAAGUUGAUCAAGUCGUGUGCAUUUUGUCGUAAGAGAAAACUUCGUUGUGAUCAAAAGAAGCCAAUCUGUUCAACUUGUUCGCAGAGAAGAUUUUCAACUUGUAUUUAUCCCUCUUACGAUGCAAGCGAGCAGAUCUUUGGUCCCGAACCAGUUCAGAUACCAUCAGCAGAAGAUGAUUUGAGGCGAAGGAUUGCAGAGCUAGAAACUAAACUGCGGGAAGCUCAAUUAUCCGACAACGAAGUCGAGAAAGUCCCAAAUCCGUUGAGAGAUCUUUUCUGGUUACAAACGAAGGAUAAUGGCAGAAGGAUUAUCUUUGGCCCCACAGCAAUGAGAACGUUUGUAAUGAAAUCUAACAAAUGGGGGUUUCUUGAGCUUUGGCGAAAGGUUAAGAUUGCAAGAGAUCAAUUGAAGCGAAAGACAGGUCACACCAUGCUAAAGGAAAACUGCCUGGUAGAAGUUCCUUUUACUGAAAGAACCACAAGCCACUUACCCUUGAAUCUGGUUCAGGAAACCUGUGCGGCGUUGCCGUCCUACGAAACGAUACUGAGGCUGCUAACGGUUUUCUUUGAGGAAAAGAAUCUUUUCGAGAUUAACGAAAUGUUGGAUCAAAAGAAGGUCAUUGAUGAUUUCAGAGCAGCUUUUGUCGCAGGUCCUCCAUUACCAUUGACAUCCGAAAGGCCAAUCGUCAACAUACUGCCUUUUGCGAAAAAGAACUAUUACCCAGUUGGUGUAAUUAUAGGUAUUUUAUCACUGGUGUAUUACCGCGUCAAAAUCCCAACUGAGAUUGAAAGAUUCUUGGUCUUCUUAACCGGGUUGUCCACAGCAAAAGUCAUGUAUGUUGAACGUAUUCAAAUGCUCUUCCUAAGGUAUUACUACCGGGCCUCUGUUAGCGGUUGUCCCGAUUCGAGCCAUUAUAUGAUACUCGUUAACUCUUUAGUUCAAGAAGCAGUGCAAAUGGGGCUAAAUCGGCCCAUUCGUACUGUAUUCAAAGAUCAGGAAACCCAUGUUGGUAGGCUCGAUAUCUUGGAAAAUUUGUGGUGCUGGAUAUUAAUUGCCGAUUUUGAUGUUGCGUUCCAUGGAGGACAAUCUCUGCAAGUGACCCCCGAGCUCAUUCACAAUGACAACUUUUUCAAUGACGACUCUAGGACCUCGUACGGGCUGUUGAAAAGAUUCUUAAAAAUGGUGAGACCGAUGGUACACUCGGUUUAUGGGAAAUAUAAACCAGACUUGGAAGCUCAUGAGGAGAAGAUCAUCGAUUUCAUAGAAACCGAACUGCCGCCAAUCUGGUUUCUAACCGAGGCCAAACGCGUUGAUGCGUUUUCCAUCGUCGAAGAAAGAGUACUGUGUCAUCUCUUAUCUAUGCUGUUAUCAUUUAACGGUUUACGAUUCUUGGUCUAUGGUGAGGUGUCCGCCAGGUUGAAGAACGGUGGUCUACUGACAUCAAUGAUAUCGUUCAUCGUCUGCAUCAAUUUACUGCACUACGCACACGAGCAGGACAUGAAGAGCUGCCCUCCUCUGACACAAAAUGACUCUAAAGAGUUGGGCCCUCAUUUGACCCGUGCCGUGACAACUACGGCGAAAUUGCUCGCACGAGCGAUCUCGAUGUUCUAUGGUAUAGCCUAUUAUAAGUUGACUCUUUUCGAAAGUGGCUUGAUGAUAGCCAACCCGCACAUAAAUGAACAAAUUUGUGACUUCAAGACACUGCGGGUUCAGUCAGACAUGCAUCUAUCACUAAUGGGAUCCUUCGAGUUAUUUCGAAACAUGUUUGACGGCCUGUUGAGUGAUAGACUAUUCAGAAUGAACGCACUUCGAUCCUACUCCCUAACCAUUUUUUUCACCAUGGAAAGAGUCGGCAGAGUAAUCAUCGAUAAAGUGCUUGAGUAUAGAACUAGCGCCGAAAACGCGUGGAUUGCGCAGUUCCAAAAGGACUUGACCCCUGAAGAUCCCGGUUUUAUUCUGAGUGCUGACGAGCCCAUGCCGCCAGCCUUGCCCAUCAACGAGGAUGAGAUCAAGCCAGACAUGGCGGGAUUAAUAUCUGAAGAUUUCUGGGCCAGUUACAACCUUGGCUUGGAAGAGCUCAUGAGCAAAGCGGACACUGAUAAAAUGUUUUCCGAUUUCAUGCUCUGGGAUUAA
Molecule: messenger RNA, 2232 nt
Organism: Torulaspora delbrueckii
Lineage: Eukaryota; Fungi; Ascomycota; Saccharomycetes; Saccharomycetales; Saccharomycetaceae
Gene: YRM1
Product: Yrm1p
Exons: 1
Coding region: 1-2232 (743 amino acids)
Biological process (GO): regulation of DNA-templated transcription
Molecular function (GO): DNA-binding transcription factor activity, RNA polymerase II-specific; zinc ion binding
Source: RefSeq, a predicted model, not a curated record